Rhizoctonia solani is the source of this 957-nucleotide messenger RNA. RefSeq names its product inorganic pyrophosphatase. NCBI's taxonomy places the organism in Eukaryota, Fungi, Basidiomycota, Agaricomycetes, Cantharellales, Ceratobasidiaceae. Bases 1 to 957 code for a protein of 318 amino acids. The record is from RefSeq and is a predicted model, not a curated record. The transcript is spliced from 7 exons. Gene Ontology annotation, molecular function: magnesium ion binding; inorganic diphosphate phosphatase activity. Gene Ontology annotation, cellular component: nucleus; cytoplasm. Gene Ontology annotation, biological process: phosphate-containing compound metabolic process.
AUGAGCAGCACGGCUCUUCGCCGACUUGUUCAGCACACCUUCCACCUGCGUGAACUUUCUACGUCUGCUAUGUCUCGCUACACACCGCGUCUGAUUGGUGCUCCCAAUACCCUUGAGCACCGCGUAUUCAUCGAACAGGAUGGCCAGCCGGUCUCGCCUUUCCAUGAUAUUCCUCUAUUUGCUGACCAGAACAAUGGCAUUCUGAACAUGAUUGUCGAGGUUCCUCGUUGGACCAACGCCAAGAUGGAGAUCUCCAAGGAGGAGUCUUUCAAUCCCAUCAAGCAAGACAUUAAGAAGGGCAAGCUCCGUUUUGUCCGCAACUGCUUCCCCCACCAUGGCUAUAUCUGGAACUACGGUGCUUUCCCCCAGACUUGGGAAGACCCCGGUCAAAUCCACCCUGAGACCAAGGCCAAGGGUGACAAUGACCCUCUCGAUGUCUGUGAAAUCGGCGAACAAGUGGGGUACACUGGCCAGGUCAAGCAGGUUAAAGUCCUUGGUAUCAUGGCUCUUCUCGAUGAAGGCGAAACCGACUGGAAAGUCAUCGUCGUCGACGUUCACGACCCUCUUGCGUCCAAGCUGAACGACAUCGAAGACGUUGAGCGUCACCUCCCUGGCCUCAUCCGCGCGACCAACGAGUGGUUCCGCAUUUACAAGAUUCCGGACGGAAAACCCGAAAACGCGUUCGCCUUUUCAGGAGAGGCUAAGAAUAAGAAGUAUGCGACUGAAAUCAUUCAUGAAUGCCAUGAGGCCUGGCGCCGUCUCAUUACUGGCGAGACCCCUGCCAAAACUCCCAAUUACGAGCUCUCUAUUGCCAACAUAACUGUCAAGAACUCUCCUGGAUACGUCGAUAAGUCCAACGAGAUCUACACCUCCAUUCCCCCGGAUUCGCGCAAGCCCCCAGCGCCUAUCGAUCCUUCUAUCAGCAAAUGGUUCCACAUCUCGUCCGCUUCGGUCUAA